Arthroderma uncinatum is the source of this 1167-nucleotide messenger RNA. Its product is annotated as RING-6. NCBI's taxonomy places the organism in Eukaryota, Fungi, Ascomycota, Eurotiomycetes, Onygenales, Arthrodermataceae. Gene Ontology annotation, cellular component: nucleus. Bases 1 to 1167 code for a protein of 388 amino acids. The transcript has 2 exons. The record is from RefSeq and is a predicted model, not a curated record.
AUGAGUCAGGUCCAUAAGGAGUCGUUAUCCCAGGUCGACAAUGCGCUUCCGAAUCGAUCGAGUCUCGAGAUAGAAAUUUUUGGUAUGGAAGGUGUACCGGAUGAUGUCCUACAGACUCAUAACCAGCGUGUUCUGCAACAGUAUCAGCAGGCCGAAGCCGAGCGACGUGCUGCGACGGGGAAUCCUGCGCCAGGCGCCUCGGGAGGUAGUGGACAGUCGAAGAAGCCGAAAUUCGAGUCGCCGUCUGAGCUGAAGAAGAGGCUUGCAGAGCAUAAGGCGCGGUUGGCGGAGCAGGCAGCAGGUGGAAGUAGUGGCGAUGCUACUCCUGUAGGUGCAGGACAAGCGCAGUCGACACCAAGCGGAACCCAAUAUCCACCCACCGCGCCUCAGUACCCUGCCGCCCAACAGCCAACAAAUGGUUCCAACCAGGAGUACCAUUAUUCGGCUCCCUAUGGGCAACCGCCAAAUGCCUUCCCACCGCAGCAGCCCGGCUCUGGGGCGUAUGUUCCGCCGACUGGCCCUCAGGGCUAUCCUUUGCCGCAAUUCUCCCCACAAAACAUGUCACCGUCCGCAUAUCCGCAGGCUACACUCCCAUCGAACGUUUCGCCGGUUGGAGCCAGCCCUACGCUGCCAUAUCACCACCAGCAGCAGGCUUUAAGAACUCAUACCCCACCUCAAACCAUGCCUCCCUCCUACCCUGCCCGAACGCCAAGCCUACCGCCAGCCCCCGGACUCCCUCAAAGACCUAGUUUCGGUGCGCCACAAGUCAAUGCCUUUCAAAUGCAACAAUUACACCAUGGACAAGUUUCGGCCCCUCCUUCGACCGUUGCGAUCCCGACAGAAGCACAAAGUAAUCGCGCCUACCCUUCUACCGAUGCCCAUGCGGAGUCAGUCUCAGCAUCCGCCGAUAGAUUGAUAUCAGAGGCUGCUAAACAAGCCAGAGAGUUACCAGCUAAGCCAAGCCCCGCCCCAGGAACCCCUGAAGAAGGAGCUGCUGGUAAAUCUACGAAGAAAGAAAAAGCUAAGUCCACUAGACUAGUUUAUUCUGACAAUGAAAUCAGCCCGGAGGAGAAAUUGUCUCGUUUGCCUAGGUACGCGUUUGUCCGUGAAAGGAAAGACGAGGCGGUUUUGGAGGAGACAGUUUCGGUACCUGUUGCUAGUUCAUAG